Molecule: messenger RNA, 3264 nt
Organism: Mercenaria mercenaria
Lineage: Eukaryota; Metazoa; Mollusca; Bivalvia; Venerida; Veneridae
Exons: 4
Coding region: 121-867 (248 amino acids)
Molecular function (GO): S-adenosylmethionine-dependent methyltransferase activity
Source: RefSeq, a predicted model, not a curated record
UUACACCGCCGGUAAAGAAUUUCCGUUUCCGGUUCAACAACAACAACAACAAACUUGUGUUUCGUGCAUGAUUUUUUCUUCUAUUUUAACGCAAGAACGUAAAGAAAAACUGUACUCAUAAUGCCAGUCUGGUUCAAUAUCGAUCAUAGAUAUUUUGUUUUCGGCACUUUCGGUGUCACUGCCGGAAUCGCUAUUUAUUCAACUUACAAACUUCGGAGUGAAAGACGAAGGAGAAAGGAGGACAAUGUGUAUGAAUCAGAAAAACUUCUGAAUGAAUACCUGGUUUUUCAUUAUGGAUCACCAUCAGAAAUUCUUAAGGUUCUUCCAAGGUCACUUCCCAAAUUUCAAGAUGGCGGAAAGUACCUUAAGUUAAUUGGGGCUUUCGGGGCCCAAAAGGAUGCUUUAGAUUUCCCAAAAAGGGGGUUUUUGAAAACUGUGCCUAAAAAAUUUUUUAAAGACUCGGAUUCAACCCCACUUCGAGCCUUUGACAUUGGUUGUGCAGUUGGUCGUUCAUCGUUUGAGUUGACUCAGAAGUUUACAGAAGUUAUUGGACUAGAUUAUAGUCAAGCUUUUGUUGAUGCCUGUAACUCAUUGAAGCAGGAUAGAGAGAUGCCGUACUUCAUUCAGGAUGAAGGCGAUCUUGUUACUCAUCUCAAAGCAGUUGUUCCUCAUUCUCUGAGUACUUGGCUUGGGGGCUACAUUGGUGAUAAUGGAAGGCCAGUGUAUGGGUUUGACACAUUGAAGAAAACUCUUGGACCAGACUUUGAUCUCAUUGAGGAUGUGAACAUGCCGUUCUUCAUCAGAGAAACUGCACAUAAAAACCAGUGGUCUGUGGCACAUGCCACAGUCUGGAGAAGAAAGUCAUAAAUUGUGCAAUAUAUUUACUUGCUAUAAUUUGAAAUAUUUACCUUCUUAAACAUGGUCAUGGAUAAUAAUAAAAAAGAAUUGUAUAUAGUAAAACAGACUGCAAAACAAUAUAUUGCUUGUUUUUUGACACAUUCCAAACUAUUUUCUGUAUCCCAUUUUUAGCUCAACUAUUUAAUGCAUCAAAAUCUGUGUUAACUAAGGCUCCCAUGUUACAUUUAAACAAUUUUAUGUCAUGUUUGACUGUGAAAUGUUUAUAAAAUUUCUAUCUAGGUAAACAAAACGGUCACCCUGCCGACCAUGAAAGACUUAUUAUGCUCAUUAAACUGAACAACGCAUUGUUUUCUUCCCUGUUAAUAAUAUUGGAUGUAUUACCACUUUCUGUCAACAGUAAGCGGCCAUUUUUAUGCACUUUUUUGAUAUCAUAAGGCCAGAAUUCCAUUAUUGGAACACUAUACAUUGAAUCAACAUUAUUACUUAAGAACCCUCCUAAACACAACUGUUUCUUGAUGAGUAAAAUGUUCACUGUUGAGAAGAUUACAGUUAACAAAGGUUUAGAGAGGUUAAGGGGGUUUACAGUUUAGAGAAGUUUUGAGAGGUUAUAUUAGAGGGAGUUUUACAAUUUUGAGAGGUUUAUCAUUAAGAUGGGUUUACAAUUAAGAGAAGUUUUGAGAGGUUAUAUUUUAGAGAGGUUUACAAUUUAGAGUGGUUAUUUUUUAGUAGAAGAAACGUGUUCUAGAUCAAGAGGGGUUCAGCUGUACCAUCUCUCUGAUAAUAAAGAAAUAAGGAAGGUGCUUGAAAUGAUUUUACAAAUCACUUAUGUAAUUGUUUCAUUUGUGCAAUAACAUUGUUUACUACAACAUUUAAUAUUCUCUCAUUUUGGAGAAUUGGCAUUUCUUGUUUAUGAUAUACCGGUAGGUAAUUUUUAAAUAAACUAUAGGCACAGUAUAUAUCUGAUAACCUUUCACAAUUAUGCCCCUUUACUUGAAUAACUCUAAAACAAAUCUGCGUAAGAAGUGUUGAUUACUAAAAAAUAUAUGUAGAGAAUCUGAUGUCAGAUCUUUAUUUAUACCUCUGAUUUAGUGCAGAUUUGUGUUAUAAAUUUUACAGCUGUGAUACAAAUAAUCUAAAUGUUGGCCAUUGUACAGUAGGCAGGGUGCAAGACAACCAGAAAGUCAACGCAGGACUGCUACUAGUCAAUAGGUUUUCAGUGCAAUCCUCUGCUGAGGUGACGCAUGAUAAUUUGACAAGAUUUAGCAUCUCCUCCACCCUAUGUGGAGAAGUUAUUGGUUACUUUCAAUGGACAUGAGAGCACUGGUUAACAGAAUCUGUGAAAACUGAUUGUAGUCACAUAUCUGUAUUAGAUGUCUACCAUGGUUUUCUGGUCUGUCUCUAGACUAUUUCAAAUCUAUGAUGUACGAGAAUGCAUAACUGAUAUACUUUUAGAAAUAUAAAUAAUGAUGAAUCCAAAAAACAAGAUAACUGUGAUAAUGAAUAUGUUUAUAACCUUGUUGCUAAUUAACCCGUACCCUGCUAAAUUUCUAAAAUGGACUGGUCCAUCAUUCAAUUUAGGCAAUACCAUUUAAUUUUCGAAGGGGUGUUCACUGAAAAUUAUUGACUGAAUGGCGAACAGUGCAGACCAUGAUCAGACUGCACGGAUGUGCAGGCUGAUCUUGGUCUGCACUGGUCGCAUAGGCAGAAUCACUUGCCGCCAGCAGGCUAAGGGUUAAUUCUUGUUAAGAAAACAUGAUAAUGGUUUUGAGAUGUAUUAUAUUAGUAAAAAGUUGUUAUAAUUAUUAUUGUGAUCUUUUUUACUUCUGUCUAUUCUUGUGUUAAUGUUUAAAUAGUAACAAAAUUUAUGAUAUAACAGCCUGCCAACAGAUUUUAGUUUAAUUUAUGUAGUCAAGAGUUUCUUUUUCUAUGAACUAUUAGAGAUUUACAGUGUAAAAUCCAUCUGUCUUUUGACAAAAAUAUUUUAACUGCACCAUGAGAAAUCCAACAUAGUGCAUUUGUAACCAGAUGGAUAAACAUAGUGCAUUUGCAACCAGAGUGAUCCAGACUAACCUGCGCAUCUGCGCAGUCUGGUCAGGAUCCAUGCUGUUCGCUAAUGGUUUCUCUAAUUGCAAUAGGCUUUGAAAGCAAACAGCAUGGAUCCUGGCCAGACUGUACGGAUGAGCAGGCUGGUCUGGAUCCAUGCUGGUCGCAAAUGCACUAUGUUGGUUUUCUCAUGGUGCGGCUCAUUUAUUAAUUGAAUAAUGUUGCUCAAACCUAGCUGUUACAGUUGUUUCUGUUAAAGUGUUCUUUGAUAGAGAUACUGUCACAAACCUUAUAUUAUUUUGUUAAGGGCAUAAUUAUAUUUGCUUUCUCUACUUCAAUUUUCAUAAACUGUACACACAAAUA